Molecule: messenger RNA, 1356 nt
Organism: Microdochium trichocladiopsis
Lineage: Eukaryota; Fungi; Ascomycota; Sordariomycetes; Xylariales; Microdochiaceae
Product: secretory lipase-domain-containing protein
Exons: 2
Coding region: 1-1356 (451 amino acids)
Biological process (GO): lipid catabolic process
Molecular function (GO): triacylglycerol lipase activity
Source: RefSeq, a predicted model, not a curated record
AUGUUACCUAAGCUAUUCACUUCCGUGUUCUUCUUUCCACUAGUCCUGGGAGGCGUUUCUACUCCUCCUCCAACUCAGGAACUCGUGAGGCGCGCUCUGACACCUCCGUCAGAGGAUCCCUUCUACCAGGCCCCAGCCGGGUACGAAAAUGCCUCUCCCGGAGAUAUCUUGGCGUCUCGCAAGGCACCAGCCAAGCUUGCAGCCUUCCAGACGAUCCCCCUGACCGUCAAGGAGGUGUGGCAGGUCUCUUACAGAAGCACUGACGCCUUGGGAAACCCACAGGCCUCCGUGAGCACUAUUAUUAUUCCUUACAACGCCGACUUUUCGAAGGUCGUCUCCUACCAGAUCGCCGAAGAUGCGGCGUACAUCAAUUGCGCUCCUUCGUAUGUCUUGCAGACAGGCUCCAACACGGCUUACGCUGGCACAGGCAGCAUAGAGGUUCUCCUUAUGGCUGGGGCCCUUAAGCAGGGCUGGGUCGUGAGCACUCCUGACUGGGAGGGCCCUCAAUCUAGCUUCAUCGAAGGAUUCCAAGCGGCGUACUCCACUCUAGACUCCAUUCGCGCCGCCUUAAAAUCUACCACCUUCACUGGCGUCAAACCAAGCGCGGAUGUACAAAUGUGGGGUUAUUCCGGAGGUGCUCUUGCAUCGGAGUGGGCUGCGGAGCUACAGGCUUCUUAUGCCCCAGAGCUCAACAUUAUCGGCAUGGCGAUUGGUGGCACUACGCCAAAUGUUCAGAACGUCUACAACACCAUCAACAACGGUCUUUUUGCCGGCCUUAGCUUCGCAGCUCUCGGAAGCCUCACCAAGAUCUUUCCAGAUUUCAAGAAUGCAAUUGAUGCUCAACUGGUCCCUGGAAAAGCAAACGACUUCUAUGCGUCUCUUGAACGCUGCUUCUACGACGAUGUCGUGAGCUACGCGUUUCAGAACACAUCUACCUACUUCAAGACAGACAUCGUGAAGGAUCCCAUUGUUGCUCGCUACUUGAACGACCACUGCAACCAGGGCUUCCACGGCGUCCCAAGCAUGCCAGUCUUCUGGUACAAGGCGCAGAACGACGAGAUCUCUCCCAUUGCUGAUUCAGAUGCCCUUGUUCAGAAGUACUGUAAUGCCGGCGUGUCCAUCACCUACGUUCGGGAGGCGGCUGGUGAGCACUUCACCGAGGCAGCCCUCAGUAUUGGCGAUGUCCUCAAUUUCCUCAAGGCCCGUUUUAACGGCGUCCCCAUCUCCGGGUGCACAACCAGAAGCGUGUUCCUGAGCCCCUUAUCAGACCCAGCAACUGCUACGACGGCUGGCUUAUUUAUCAUCAGUACCCUACUCGCAAUCAUUGGCGUUCCGAUUGGCCCGAAUCACUUCUAG